AUGCCUUCGCCGUUGCCUCAUCUCAUCGUGCGCCGCACAGCGGCAAAACAGACUCCUCUCACACCAACCCGAAACAUAUCAGCCAUUCGAUCAGCCUUGCUCCGCGGCGACAGAGUCGUAACUCUUCACAACACCAGCAGAAUCCUUCGGGAGCACGUCAAGAACAUCAGAGUCCCCUAUCAUCCCAGGCACAUGCAACAUGAUCAACUAUUCGAAUGGCCCUUUGGUGACCAGUAUACAGAUUCCCGUAGCAGCCACUCAGAUCAGCCAAAACAGGUCGGCCAAUUCAUUGAGCUGCUUGAAUGGGAUGGCUUCAGGCUUGAAUGGAUCAGGGUGCUUGGCCAAGGCGGCUUUGGAAUAGCUACGCUUUGGCACGUCAUUUUUGAAGACCAGAGCAGCAUCAAGGUUGUCAUCAAGAUACCUGUCCGUGAAAACGCUGACUUUGAUAGCGAGCUAGACUGGCAUCUGAGAUAUGGAGGGGCUUCUCACGUUACCCAGGCUCUUGACAUUCAGGCAAUGGCUGACAGUGUUAGGCGCAGGAUCAACAGGGGGCACAUGAUAAACCGAGGCCCGCGAUUUGCGCCGACUAACAUGGACGUUCUUGUGUUAGAGUAUGCAGAGCGUGGGAGUCUUUACGAUAUGAUGGCCAAGGCCUCGUAUUUUCGCACCAGAUUCUCGAACAAGGUGCUGUGGGAGAUUUGGGAGUGCCUGGUGAAAGGCGUUGUUUCGACAGCAUUGCAGCCAGAUGCAGCACAGAGAUGGGGUCCUGAGGGUCUCGAUAAAGUAUUGGACUCGCUGGACGAUGUUCGAAAUACUGAUGAGCUCCUUAGGAUCUGCACAUUAAUUGACAGCCACGACGUGCAUUUCGAUCUGGAAGAGCAAAAUAUUCUCCUUUCUGAAGAUGCUCAGCACUCUCACCAUCCGAUUUUCAAGCUUCACGAUUUCGGAGAAUUCAGCCAUAGAAUGAGAGAGUGUUGGCAGCAGUGGAAAGAGGCCGAUUACUGGAAAGUGAGGAGGUGUCCCAAAUCCAACCGCACUCCACCGGAAACGAUCUCAAAAGAGUGGGACAAAGUCGAUCUAAGUCAUCCGGGCCCAGUAUCAAGAUUCACCGGCGAAUCCUUUGAUCCUCAGCAUAAUGAAGUUGCUGGACGAUAUGGCACUUGGACAAACAUCUUUACUAUUGCAAAAAUUAUGGAGGCCAUCAUCACAAGGAAUUGGGUAGGCCACCCGUUAAGCACGAUGGAAUACACGGCUCAGGACCGAAGAUGCACAGGCGGCUCAUACGGCUGGCGCAUAUGUAGAGAGUCACACGCCUAUAUCGAAGCCGACCUCCUCGAUCUCAUUAUGCAGUGUCAGUUCGAGAAACCAGCGGAUCGCCCCCAACUAGCCUAUCUACUGAGAAAGAUCUGCGACCGCAAGUAUCGUGGUUUCCAGGAAUUGGAUCAUGAGACACGGACCUUUUGGGAUGACUUCUGGGCGCUCACAAAAACGAGUCCGGUUCCUCUCUCACAGGGUCCAAUAGUUGAGGUUCCAGGUCUAGCGAAUCAAGGCAAUGGCGGCUUUCCCAAUCCUCAGGGGACGAACCGCAAUAUUUCGCCUGAGAAUCCGCAUGUGGCCACUCUACGACGCAAAAGCCGCCGAUCGCCACUCAGUGACUCUUCGACGGAUACGCCUAUAUAUCCUCGUCCACAGACAGCUUUUGGUCACCGUUCAGGGGCAGGGGGAACUAAUCCAGCAGACAUCACGCAUGUAGCCGCUCUACGACGGAAAAGCCACCGAUCACCACUCAGUGCUUCUUCCACGGAUUCACCUACAGGUCUUUACCCCCAACCGGCUUUUACUCACGGCUCACGGGCAGCGAGAACUAAUCCAGCAGUCAUUACGCGGGUGCCCUCUCUACGACGCAAAAGCCAUCGAUCGCCACUCAGCAUGUCUUCUACGGGCUCAUCUAUACAUCUCAGCCACCAAAGGCCUUCUAUGUUUGGCCAGACGGGAGCUGGUCCAGCGACUAAUCCACCGAUUUCUGCUUUAGGGACGCCCGUAAGAGAAACUAAUCAGCAGAAACGCAGCUCGAGGGCUUCUUCGCGGUCGGAGGGUACAAGAAGUGGUCGGCGAGAUGCGAAGAAGCGGAAACGAGUCCAGUUUGGCAGGUUUCCAGCGUCAACAGGUCAAACUAUUAUGACGUCUGCAGGUAAUGCUAUGGAUAUCUCUAUGGAUGAUGGCCCAGAAAGUGCAGGCAUGGCAGGUAUGAUGGAUUUGGAUGGGGAUGAGGAUGAAGGAGAAGGUGAAGCUAUGGAUGAAGAUGAAGAGGAUGAGCUUAUGGGUGAGGAUUCUUGGUAA
Molecule: messenger RNA, 2340 nt
Organism: Trichoderma harzianum CBS 226.95
Lineage: Eukaryota; Fungi; Ascomycota; Sordariomycetes; Hypocreales; Hypocreaceae
Exons: 6
Coding region: 1-2340 (779 amino acids)
Biological process (GO): protein phosphorylation
Molecular function (GO): protein kinase activity; ATP binding
Source: RefSeq, a predicted model, not a curated record